UCCUCGCCAUGUUCGCUGGCCGGUCGGUGCGAGCAGCGGCGACGGGUUUCCCCUCCGCGGAGAAUCCGACUUCAUCCGGCUGUUCGGAGCUUCCCAAGCGGGAUCGUUUGAGCCCAAGGCGUUUGUGAAGCCUUUAGCUUUUCGACGGAUGCGGUUUGGAGCUGUAAAGGCGGCCCGGGCACCGAGAAAUCGACGUUAAUUGAGCCCACCUCGGAGAGAGGAGGACAGCCAGGCAGCCAGAGCUCCGGCGGCGGGGGUGUCGGUGUCGGUUCCGGUUCAGUCCGCUCGGUGGACCUAUCGCCGCUCGGUGUUCGAGCCCCGGCUUCGUGUGGAGGACCAUGGCGUGUGGAGCCACCCUUAAAAGGACUAUGGACUGGGACCCAGUGCUGAACCCGGCUUCCCCCAAGCGGAGGCGCUGCGCCCCGGCGCUGUCUCCGGCGUCCUCCCCGCAGAAGUACCUGCGGAUGGAGCCCAGCCCGUUCGGGGAGGUGUCCCGGCUCAGCCCAGAGCAAAUCCUGAUCAACAUAAAGCAGGAAUACAAACGGAUGCAGAAGAGACGACACCUGGAGAGUUUCCAGCCCUCAGACUCCUGCUGUCCACUCGACUCUCAGCCCAGCACGUCCCUCUCCACACACGCCGCGCUGACCGGUUUAUCUGCCGGGUCCUCGUCUCCGUCCCGGAGGGAGCAGCCACUCUUCACUCUGAAACAGGUGGGAAUGAUCUGCGAGCGGCUGCUGAAGGAGCGAGAGGAGAAAGUGAGAGAGGAGUACGACGAGAUACUCACCUCUAAACUCGCAGAGCAGUACGAUGCCUUUGUGAAGUUCACUCACGAUCAGCUGAUGCGGCGGUUUGGAGAGCAGCCAGCCAGCUACGUGUCCUGAGCGGGUCGCUGGUUCCGGUGCUGUUGCUUUGGCCUGUUGGUCCGUAGGUGUAACUGCGGUUUCCGCGGCGAUGCAGUGAGGGGGGGGCUUUGAGCUGUCUGUGAAGCCCCGCCCCUUCACUCCCACCGGGCACGGAGUGUCUCCGGCUUCUGUCUGUGAUUUUAAACCUGUCUCUCUCUCUCUCUGUCUCUCUCUCUGUCUCUCUCUCUCUCUCUCUCUGUCUCUCUCUCUGUCUCUCUCUCUCUCUCUGUCUCUCUCUCUGUCUCUCUCUCUCUCUCUCUCUGUCU
Molecule: messenger RNA, 1168 nt
Organism: Pygocentrus nattereri (red-bellied piranha)
Lineage: Eukaryota; Metazoa; Chordata; Actinopteri; Characiformes; Serrasalmidae
Gene: akirin2
Product: akirin 2
Exons: 5
Coding region: 339-881 (180 amino acids)
Biological process (GO): positive regulation of innate immune response; positive regulation of transcription by RNA polymerase II
Cellular component (GO): nucleus; chromatin
Molecular function (GO): transcription coregulator activity
Source: RefSeq, a predicted model, not a curated record